Molecule: messenger RNA, 2328 nt
Organism: Aspergillus glaucus CBS 516.65
Lineage: Eukaryota; Fungi; Ascomycota; Eurotiomycetes; Eurotiales; Aspergillaceae
Product: putative serine/threonine protein kinase (Prp4)
Exons: 3
Coding region: 1-2328 (775 amino acids)
Biological process (GO): peptidyl-serine phosphorylation; peptidyl-threonine phosphorylation; mRNA cis splicing, via spliceosome
Molecular function (GO): ATP binding; protein serine/threonine kinase activity
Source: RefSeq, a predicted model, not a curated record
AUGGCAUCAUACAGGUCAAAGUCUCCAUCGACCCCUUCUGAGGGUGAGAUCAUCGAAUCAGGUUCGGAGAUGAAGGCAACUACGUCAAAAACUUCUCUUAAUGGCACCAGCGUUGACCGUCAAACCAGAGUCAGUACCUCUUCGGCGCCCAGGUCCCGAUCACCAGCAUCCCUGAGUACUAGUCGAUCGCCACGCCGGCGAAGAUCCAGAUCCAAAACGUCGCGAUCAUCGAGAAGUCGUUCCCGCUCCCCUUAUCGAAGCUACAGAGGAAAUAAGCGCAGGCGGGAGGAUGAUUAUUAUGACGACAGACGAUACUAUCGGCAGGAACCGCCGCCGCUACCGCGACAGCGCGCAGAACAGAGGUACGAUGACAGAUAUCAUAGGCGAUCUAACUCCUACUACGAUUAUGAUCGGGAAGAAGGGUACGGUGGUGGUCUGAAAUACACGGAUGACUACGACCGUCGUGAAGAGAAGCGGCACCGGAGUCGAUCCCCGUACCGCGAUUCGUACCACGAGGUUAGGAGACCCAAGCAAUAUUCCGGUGAUGAGUGGAAUGGGAGCACAGGCCCGCGAGGCUUCAAAGAACAAAGGCCAUCUACUGAACAGUUAGUGAGCGAACGAGGAAGCGUUCGAUUCGUCGCUCAGACCUCUAAACAAGAUGCUGAAUUUCGGGAGAACCAGGAACAGCAACCUGCCGAGGCAGUCGACGAAGCAGCUCAACUGGAAGCCCGCCGGAAGCGACGUGAAGCCAUCAGAGCGAAAUACAAGAGUCAGGCUACGCCUUUACACCUGCAGGCAGUCCACGCUGGGGACUCCGACUCUUCGACACCAGGCGCAGAUUCAAACCGUGCCAGUGCAAGCCAGACUGCAUCGGUUUCUCCUCAGUUAACCCCCGUCCAAACGCCCGGUGAAAACACGGCAGAUCCGUUCCCGGAUUUCGAGGUUGGCAAAGAUGCUGAUUUGAUUAACGACACUGCACCUGUAGAUGGCGCUGAAAAGGACGAACCAUCGGCAGCAGACUAUGACCCGACCCUUGAUAUGAAAGAAGAUCGAGAGAAACAAGGUCCUAGUCAGGAAACCUCAUCAGCCGCGUAUGACGAGACGCAGCCUGACAAGCGGGAUAUUCUGAUGCCUGAUGCGACUGAGAAACCGCCUGCGCCGGCGAAGACGAAAGAUCCCUACGAUAUGUUUGCGGAGGAUGACGAUGAUAUGUUUUCCGAGGAAACGCAGGAACCAACAGAUUCGGCGCAUGCAGCGGCUGUACCUCAACCGCGGGAGCUAGACAUCAGCAUGAUGGACAAUUGGGACGACCCCGAAGGGUAUUACAAUGUCCGACUUGGUGAGCUAAUCAAUGGCCGGUAUCAUGUGCAGCAGAAUUUGGGCAAGGGGAUGUUUUCGUCUGUUGUGCGAGCUACAGAUUCCAAAACGGGCGGACUGGUUGCGGUCAAGAUCAUUCGACAGAAUGAUACGAUGAAGAAGGCGGGUAUGAAAGAGAUCGGCAUUCUGGAACAGCUGAUGGAGGCGGACCCUGAAGACAAGAAGCACAUGAUCAAGUUCGUGCGGUACUUUGACCACAAAGGCCAUCUGUGCAUGGUGUUUGAAAAUCUCAGCAUGAACCUGCGAGAGGUAUUGAAGAAGUUUGGACGAGAUGUGGGCCUCAAUCUCCGAGCCAUCCGGGCGUAUGCGCACCAGAUCUUCCUUGGGCUGAGCCUGAUGCGCAAGUGCAACAUUCUGCAUGCGGAUCUGAAACCGGACAAUCUCCUGGUGAAUGAGCAACGCAAUGUCCUCAAAGUGUGCGACCUGGGAUCGGCGUCGCCGGUGUCCGACAACGAAAUCACACCGUACCUGGUCAGCCGAUUCUAUCGGGCGCCGGAGGUUAUCCUCGGGAUCCCCUACGACUACGGGAUCGACAUGUGGUCGAUUGGCUGUACGCUCUUUGAGCUGUACACGGGCAAAAUUCUGUUUACGGGCCGAAACAACAAUCAAAUGCUACGGUCAAUUAUGGAAUGCCGUGGCAAAUACCCGCCGAAGUUGCUGCGACGGGGCACCCUGGCGCACCUGCACUUUGACGACAUGCUCAAUUUCCGGAGCACGGAAGAGGACAAGGUGACGGGGCGAAUUGUGACGCGGGUGCUAGACUUCAAGAAGCCGACGCGGGAUCUAAAGACGAGGUUAAUGGGUCAUGACACGAGGCUGAGUGACGGGGAGGCGAAGGAAUUGAAUCUGUUUGUGGAUCUGUUGGAGCGGUGCCUGAGCCUGAAUCCGGAGAAACGGUGCACACCGACGGAGGCGUUGCGACAUCCGUUUAUUUUGCGGCCUAAGAAUUGA